Fusarium sp. VM40 is the source of this 288-nucleotide messenger RNA. The record is from the annotation of a GenBank genome assembly. Lineage: Eukaryota; Fungi; Ascomycota; Sordariomycetes; Hypocreales; Nectriaceae.
AUGAUGCUGAAAACUCGCUUUCUGGACUCAGUCAGUAACAAAAUUUCAUUUGGCUCGUCGCCACCCUUGACGAACAUCAGCCCAACACUGUUGGCUAAAUGGGAUAUGCAAAUGACUGCACGUAACCAAUUCGUGUCACGCGGCUCCCAGAAAGACCCCAAAUCUGGCCAGGAUGGCACUGGGGAAACCUUGAUUCUCGAUCGAAUGACUUUGAAGCGCAGGAUGGAGACUGACCUGUACGAGCCCAACAAGAAGAUGCGCCACUCUGUUGACAUUGACAUGUCGUAG